Menidia menidia (Atlantic silverside) is the source of this 1356-nucleotide messenger RNA. Lineage: Eukaryota; Metazoa; Chordata; Actinopteri; Atheriniformes; Atherinopsidae. The record is from the annotation of a GenBank genome assembly.
UCAAAAAUAGGGGCAUUCAUGUCUCCAGAGGAACCCUCUCAACUCCGUUGUGUCAAUAAUUGGACCUCAAGUUAUUACUUAGGGGCCGGGAAAGGUCCACAUGGGUUUCAAGUAUUAAAUAGACAAAAAACAAAUCUGCCCCCCAGUUACAAGUCUUCGGUACAAUUAGUUUUCUCUUUUCCGGGAGUGUUUCUUGAUUAGGUAGAUAACACACAUGUCAUUUUAAACUCCAGCCUAAAUGAGUGUGGUUUGUGUGUAAUGUCGGCUGAGUGCAUGUGGAGGUCAGUGUGCCUCUAUCUCUCCCCGUUGUUUCAGCGAAGUGCACUGAGGUCACUUGGAAAUAAACCCGGCCAUUCUUCUCUUUUUCUCGUCUUUGCCGGCCGUUCGUGGAGCCAACUGCCCGUGUCUCGAGACUGAGGUGAUUUUUCCCCACUGAGAGAAUUCCUGCUGACAUGACUUCUAAUUCCAGUUUAGCCAACAUGCGGCGCCUGGUGGAGCAGCUGAAGCUGGAGGCCAGUGUGGAAAGAAUCAAGGUGUCUCAGGCGGCUGCAGAGCUCCAGCAGUUUUGUCUCCAGAACGCGAGCAAAGACGCGCUGCUGGUGGGAGUCCCCACGGGCAGCAACCCCUUCAGGGAGCCGCGCUCCUGUGCCGUGGUGUGAAAGAGCCGCUGCUAUUUUCCUCUGGUGUUUUGAGCGAGAAGAUAUGGACACAGUGGCAUCCCACUCAGAGAAGAGGAAUUCUUUUCUGUUUUUUUUUUUAACCCAGAUAUGGAAGCUUAUAGCAGCCAGCUUGUAAUUAAGUAUUUUGAUGUCGUUAUCUUCACAUCACAUGUUGAUUACUCUGUUAUCUUCAGUUAGCAGAGGCAUUUUUUGCUUUGUAGCCAUUUCAUUAAAUUCUCUGUUUGGUUUCUGGGAAUCUCAGGUCGAUUAUGAUGGGUUGGAAAAUGAAUAAUGCCACUGUUAAGAACUAAUUUCAUUACUCAUUAUCACUGAGACAUUUUAAGAGGAUCUAUAAGCACGUCGAGGCAUGCACGAGUAACCAAUUAGAAAAUGUCCAACUGAUUCUGUUGCACUUCGUCCAGGGUCCAGAAAAUGAAUCGAUUAACAAUACUAACAUGUUAUCUCACAGAAACACAAGUUUUUCCAUUUCAAAAUGAGCAAUAGCCUUGAGAUUAUGAUAUAUUAAAUAAAGCUGAGCAUUUGUAUGAUUUCAUCUUCUUAUUUUUGAAGCCAAAAUAGAUCCAAGAUAACAUUUUUUCUAUAUAUGUGAUUUGAAAUGGACAUUUUUGUCUUGUUUUUCUGGAUCACAACAGCACAAAUACAUAUAUGAACAGAUUAAAUGGCAUUUUUUAACCCU